This is a messenger RNA of Miscanthus lutarioriparius, 471 nucleotides long. Lineage: Eukaryota; Viridiplantae; Streptophyta; Magnoliopsida; Poales; Poaceae. The record is from the annotation of a GenBank genome assembly.
AUGGCGGGCGGAGCGGCUGCUGCGGCUGCCUUCGGCACGGGGGCGCACCUGUUGUUCUUCGGUCUCCUCCUCAUCGGGACGGCGACCACGGGGGCUCUCAAGACGUGGCUCGCGGCGAGGGCUAGUACAAAGAAGCCGUCCAGCAAGACGAUGUCGUCAUUGCUUCAGCUGCAGGAGCAGCUCGACACAGCGGCGAAGGGCACCUACGUCGUUGGCCAGGACCUCGACACUGUCAGCAACCUCGUGGCGCGGCUCUCCGAUGCCAUCGAGCGGGAGAACGCCAUAGCGAGGUGGUGCGCGGAGAGAGCGGACGAGAGGAGCUCAGUGCUAGAGAUGGUGAACGAGCUCAGGCGCAGCUGCUCGAGCUCCAAGAGACUCACCGAUGAGCUGGAGGAGCACGUGUGCCUGUUCCUUGCCACCAUACAUAGGGCUAGAAAUUUGGUCAUCCAAGAGAUCUCCAAGAAAGCUUGA